Epithele typhae is the source of this 684-nucleotide messenger RNA. RefSeq lists its product as uncharacterized. Lineage: Eukaryota; Fungi; Basidiomycota; Agaricomycetes; Polyporales; Epitheliaceae. The transcript is spliced from 3 exons. The record is from RefSeq and is a predicted model, not a curated record. Bases 1 to 684 code for a protein of 227 amino acids.
AUGGCUGCACUCGCAGACGUAUCCCUCCUACCACCAUCCCCAGGCCCCGAUUCUUUCCCUAAACUUUCAUCGGCCAACGACACAGCGGGACACGAUGUUCCUGCUGUUUGCAACGCAGGCCUCUCUGAAGAAGAAAUUUACCGGCGCAAGAAGGCUCGUACGAGGACAUGGAAGAGUGGGGAGUAUCAAGUGAGGAAGCUACUCCCCGCGAGUCGGCUGCCCGACUGCCUCAACGCCCGACGCACCCUUACCCCUCCCGGGGACCUCCCCCUUUGUUGGUUCGGCGUGCCGCUUCUUCCGGAUCUCUUUCUCAACCUCUCCGUCUCGCUCGGACUCGCCCAGAAGUCGCCGAGGGGGGAGUGGUACUGGCUCCGGAGCUUCUACGCGCUCCGCGACGCGUUCGAGAAGGAGACAGGCGUACACUUUGACAUGGAACAAGUCUGGGGUGCAAAUCCUAGUCGCCCGCUGGAACCAAUCGUCGCGUUUUGCUCGAACCGGGGCAUUCAGCAUGUGACAGAGGAAAUGGUGAAUAAGGUGGAGGAUCUUCUGGAUAUGUUGGGCUAUCCCGAAGAUCGAUGGGAGGGGGAGCUGCGAUGGUUCCCUGCUCGUUUGGAGACAGUGACGAUGACGCUGGCGAGGAUAUGGGCACAGUCGAUUGUUGGAAUGUUGUCUCGCUUUGUAUGA